Molecule: messenger RNA, 255 nt
Organism: Schizophyllum commune H4-8
Lineage: Eukaryota; Fungi; Basidiomycota; Agaricomycetes; Agaricales; Schizophyllaceae
Exons: 1
Source: RefSeq, a predicted model, not a curated record
GAUGCGCGCCCCGUGCUCAGCACGGCCCGUUUGAGUACCCACUGCACCGGCGAAUUCGCGGUGCUGGGCUCGGCGCGGGGCGCGCAAAUUGACGUUACCAGGCCCUCGCGGCCUGGACAAGGUGCUGGGAUGCCGAGCAUUGGCUCGGGCGCGUACAGCUGUCCAGGCAGACGCGCAUCGGCAGACGCGCCAUCGCGUGACAGCGCGACCUGUCACACAUGUGCCGCCAUUCUCCCACCGCCGAUAGCGCUUUGA